UUAGAAAACUAAAGAAAGGAACUGUCCCUUCUCUUUUUGCCUGGAACCAAUACACUGUACCAAACCCAAGAGAAAAUGUUUGGGAUCGUCGACCAAGAUGCCCCCCGCCUGAGACAUCUCCGUCAGACUCCGAGAUGAAUGAAAUACAAACGGCCCACGAUCACGACUACUCUGUAACUCUAGUAACAUCAGAGAUGGCAGGGGAACUUGCUGUGAGCUACGAGGAGCUACAAAUGAAAGUCGAUGAACUACAACACCAACUGGAAACGAUGCAGUUGCAGUGUCGCUUUGGUUUACAACGCAUCGCUGGAUCCGACGAGAAUAUUCGUUUUUACACAAGGUUUGCCUCAUACAAGCAUUUGAUGGCAUUUUGGGAACUGAUUGAGCCUGCUGCAAAAACCAAGAUGGUGCGAAUAACCAGGGCCAAGGUUGCCAACUUUGAGGAACUCACCCAAACAAGAACAACGAAACUUGCACCCAUAGAUGAGCUACUGCUGUUUCUGAUGCACCUCUCUGUGGGCCUGCCUCUCAGGGAUCUAGGCGAGCGGUUUGGUAUUCAUCGCACCACAGCUAGCAGAAUCAUUGUGACAUGGUCACACUUUCUGUACAUUCUGCUUGGCUCCAUCCGCUUGUGGAUACCAAAGGAAGAGGUCAAAGCUUUGUUACCACCAGAGUUUUCUGCAUUCCCCGACACUCAAGUGAUACUGGACUGCACUGAAUUAAACUGCCAAACACCUUCCUCUCUACUUCUUCAAAGUGAGGUGUUUUCUCAAUAUAAAUCGCACACUACACUGAAGGCCAUGAUUGGCAUUGCACCACAUGGUGCCAUUACCUUUGUUUCAGGGCUUUACGCAGGCUCCAUUAGCGACCGGGAAAUUUUUAAACUUUCUGGAAUAAUCAAAUGCCUUACCUCAGACACAGCUAUUAUGGUUGACAAGGGCUUUUUAGUAGAUGAUCUGGUCCCUUGCAAGGUGUACCGACCUGCCUUCCGGUCAAGAAAUUCUCAGAUGUCCAGGGAGGAUGUCCAGCAUACACAAUCCAUUGCAAGAUUGAGGGUACAUGUUGAGAGGUGUAUCCGGAGGGUGAAAGAGAACAAACUCUUUGACAAACCCAUACCAUUGUCUGUGUGCGGAAGCAUCGACCAGCUAUUUAGUGUAGCUUGCUUUCUGGUCAACUACCAGAAUGGACCACUGGUAAAGUCAUGGUCAGUUAAAUGCUAAAUGAAAAAGUAAUUUACAACCAUCUUUGCAUUUAGAAUAUCAAUAAAAUAUGAAGUGUUUACUGACAUUUAA
Messenger RNA from Paramisgurnus dabryanus, 1292 nucleotides. RefSeq lists its product as uncharacterized. The record is from RefSeq and is a predicted model, not a curated record. Lineage: Eukaryota; Metazoa; Chordata; Actinopteri; Cypriniformes; Cobitidae.